Messenger RNA from Vombatus ursinus (common wombat), 3526 nucleotides. It is a transcript of the gene GDF2, whose product is annotated as growth differentiation factor 2. The record is from RefSeq and is a predicted model, not a curated record. Gene Ontology annotation, biological process: SMAD protein signal transduction; BMP signaling pathway. Gene Ontology annotation, molecular function: growth factor activity; cytokine activity. The transcript is spliced from 2 exons. Bases 210 to 1496 code for a protein of 428 amino acids. NCBI's taxonomy places the organism in Eukaryota, Metazoa, Chordata, Mammalia, Diprotodontia, Vombatidae. Gene Ontology annotation, cellular component: extracellular region.
UUCAGAUAAGUUACAAGUGUAUGGCCAGCCUGGCUGACAACUGAUGAGAGAUUGUGGUUAGAAAAGCCUGCGGAAACGGGAUGUUCCAAGGCUAUUCCUUCAUUUUCUCUCCCUCCUCCAGGAUCUAAUCCAUCAACUGUCUCAAGCUGGAGUAACCUGGGCUCCUUUUUCAUCCUGUUGGCAGACAGGGCACACCCCCACCCCCCAAAAUGCCUUAUUUUGCCUUGCUAGCUGGUCUGCUUGCUUUAUCUUUCCUGGCCUGCUGUGGGCGAGGUAAGCCCAUGGAGAACUGGGAGAGGGUGCCUGCCGUGGAAAGCACCAACAAAUUCUUCGGGGCGGCUAUGAAGGGGGAGGAUGACAUGAGCUUUGACUUCAAAAUGUUCUUGGAGAACAUGAAAGUGGAUUUCUUGAGGAGCCUGAAUUUAUCAGGUGUCCCUUCCCAAGACAGGACCAAAGUGGAGACGCCUCAGUUCAUGAUUGAUCUGUACAACAGAUACACCACCGACAAAUCGUCCACUCCAGCAUCCAACAUAGUGAGAAGCUUCAGCAUUGAAGAUGUUGUCUCCGUGUCCUCGACAGACAGACAUCCCUUCCAGAAGCACAUCUUACUUUUCAACAUCUCUAUCCCAAGACAUGAACAAAUCACCAGGGCUGAGCUCCGGCUCUAUAUUUCAUGUCAAAGCCAUGCUGAAUUGCCCCAUGAACUGAAAGGCAACAUUGCCAUUUAUGACAUCCAAGGUGGAACAGACUUCUGGGAAGGCACAGAGGGGACCAAGUCCUUCCUCGUGUCCCAGGUCAUCCAAGAAAGUGGAUGGGAAACAUUUGAGGUCUCCAGUGCAGUGAAACGAUGGGUCAGGUCAGACCCAACAAAGAACAAAAACAAACUGGAAAUCAGAGUGGAAAGUCACAUGAAAGGAUGUGAAAAACUAGACAUCAGCGUCCCCCCAGAUUCCAAAAACUUGCCCUUCUUUGUCGUGUUCUCUGAUGACCGCAGCAAUGGGACAAAGGAAACCAAGAUGGAGCUCAGAGAAAUGAUAGGUCAUGAGCAAGAGAGCGUGCUCAAGAAGUUGUCCAAGAAUGUUAGCACUCAGGAAGAGGAGGAAAUGGAAGAAGAAAUAGAGAAUUUCUCUGUCAGGAGACCAUUUUCAUCCAGAAACAAAAGAAGUACAACUCCCAAUAACCACUGCCAAAGGAGCUCCCUUAGAGUCAACUUCAAGGAUAUUGGCUGGGACAAUUGGAUCAUUGCCCCAAAGGAGUAUGAUGCAUAUGAAUGUAAAGGAGUCUGCUUCUUCCCUCUUGCCGAUGAUGUGACUCCAACUAAGCAUGCCAUUGUUCAGACUUUAGUGCAUCUCAAAAAUCCCAUGAAAGCUGGGAAAGCCUGCUGUGUGCCCACCAAACUGAACCCAAUUUCUAUCCUUUACAAAGAUGAUGUUGGAGUGCCCACUUUAAAAUACCAAUAUGAAGGAAUGAGUGUGGCAGAAUGUGGAUGUAGGUAGUACCUGAUCACCUGUCAAGCCAGAAAAGAGGAAAAUAUUGGCAUACUGUUCUAAGGUAGAGGGGGAGGGGAGGUACCAAAAGGCAUACUCUUGUACAAAGCUAUACACUGGUGCUGACAAUGUUAACUGCGGUAGGCAAUCUUGGAAAGGAGGAAAGAAAAAAAAUCUAAGACUCUAAAGAUGUUACAUGGAACUAGUUAUUUGGAAGCACUACUACAAUUGACCCUUUUAGCUAUAUGUCCAACAGGAAUAAGGUUGGACUUUGAAGCACCCAAAGGGGAUCUUGGGGAAACAGAAUUGGGUGAGGAGAAUGUAAAAAAAAAAAUCAGAGAAGUAGAUGCAAUGGGGGGUGGGGAAUGGGCAGGGAAGAUGGCGGGAAAAAAAGGAACACAAAGUCGAAGAGUUGAAUGUUAGCAGAAAACUAUCUUAAGAUUACUGAGUAUGAAGAGUGCAGAUGGAUCCAUAAUGUAUUAUAAUCUAUGAAAAUAAACAUGAAAGGGAAUAGGGAAGUAAGGAAUGAAGGUUUCACAUGGACAGCAGUGUUCCUAAGGAGGUCAUCACCUUGAUCUAGGUCACACUCCAUGUCAGAAAACUGAUUAACAGAUGCUGCUUUAUGGAAAGAUGACAAUUAAGAAUGUAUAUGCCAAGAAUGCAGAGUUACAAUUCAUUACCACCAGGCCCCACCAACACAUCAUUCAAUUACGAUUGAAUGUGCAGAUGCCAGCUGGAUGGAUCUGACUACAAAGUGGAUCAGGGGCAUAAAGUACAGUGAGCUUCAUGUGCCACAGCUGUCUUCCCAACAGAGCCCUUUCAAGGAUUUUGAAGCCCAAACUUUACCACUGCCAGGGCACAAAGGGGACCAGGGGCCAUCAAUUACUUUGGUUUCUCUGCUGGUCCACUACAUAGUCAAAAUGGAUAUUAUUUGUUAUCAAACAAAUCCAUUAUUUCAUACUCCUAAGGGGUAGCAGUGUUACAUGUUAUUGGAUAGUACGUGGGGGAUGGUUCAAUUCAGAGACUCCAGUUCCUUUCAAUUAUUUAUUCAACAUAGUUGACCUUGUAUUUUCUUUGUGCAUGAACUGGCUUUUUUCUUUCUAGUUUCCCUUUUGGAAGAAUUUAAAGAAUAGAGAAUGAAUCAGGCUUUAAUUCACUGAAAUAAAUGUGUGGGAGUUGGAGAUGUCAUGCUUUGGACAUGGUUAUCCAAGAUGUACCUAUUUUUACCAUCUUUGUGACACGUACUUGAAUGAUAAGUAGCCCAGUCUUCCGUCAGUUAAGGCUCACUCUCCUCUGAGGAACUCUUGGCCUUAUCUCGCCUUUCUGAUAAAAAAAGAAGCUUUGCCUUAUGCAGCCCAUGCUCAGUAUCUCUUCAAGCAAUAGGCAGUGGAAAUGCUAACAUAUGUCAACUUCCUUUCUGGGUUUCUUAAGAGCAGAUGGCUUUUUUUUCCUGAACAGUCUUAUUAGGAAAAAGUGAAAUUGGGAAGUUUUAUGUUUCAUCAAUUAAUUCGGUCUACUUUUCUGACAUUGGAAUUGACUAAAUAAAUGGGCUGUCUGUCAGAUUAGUUUGGGUAGAAUCCCAAGGUGCUCUUAAGAAUUCUGAGAUAGUCCAACUGAAGCUGCUGACCAUGUGGUUUUAAUAUAUACCAAACUUCAUUUUCCCUACCUUGAUGGGGAAAAGGGAGGCAGGGCAGAGGAGAGGGCUUACUUGCCAUCAUCUCCCUCAACCUCACUAUCACCUACAGGAUUUAGGGUAGCAUUUCACCUACAUGUUACCCAAAUCACUCGUACUGAAAGGUAGGGCAAGGACAUGAGAGAAAAGCAGAGGAGGAAUGGCCAAUAUAGAAAGGACACAGUUUGGGAAAUUAAGUGGCGGUGUCUUCUGGGAAUGUUAGAAUGCCAUCUUACACAAAUCCUUACCUUACUCUCUAGAUAACCAAGCAUCUAUUCAAAGCAUUGAUGUAUUUUGAUGAAGGAAGGACCUAAACAGUAGCUGGACCUACUGACCAUUUAAAUAAAUGCUUAUGUUUUAAACCAAA